AUGGCAGACUAUGCACCCGAACGCAUCGAAGAUCGACUCUUCAUCAACGGAGAGUUCGUACCAUCCAUCUCUGGCAAAAAAUUCGAUCUAUACAAUCCCGCCACCGAGAAGCUUGCCGCUUCAGUGUAUGAAGCUGGUGUCGAAGAUGUGGACGUUGCUGUCAAGGCCGCAAAGGCCGCUUUCCCAGCAUGGGCUGCUCUCAGUGCAGCCGAGCGAGCUGGAUAUUUGAAUAAACUGGCCGAUGCCAUGGAGGCAAAUAUCGACGAGAUCGGUUAUCUCGAGGCUAUCACUAUGGGAAAGCCAUAUGUGGGUGAUUUCAUGGGUCGUCUCGGCGUCCAGAUCCUCCGGUUCUACGCCAACAAGGCUCAAGACGUACAAGGUGACACAUCGCUUAAUACCGCCGGGUCCGUCAACCUAACCUUCCGACAACCGUUCGGAGUCUGCGCAGCUAUUAUCCCAUGGAACGUCCCUCUCCUCAUGCUCAUCAACAAAGUGGGACCCGCCCUGGCCACCGGAAACACUCUCGUUCUCAAGUCAUCUGAGAAGUCUCCCUUAUCGUCCCUUGUUGUCGGCCGCCUCGCCCAAGAAAUCGGCCUGCCCAAAGGCGUCCUCAAUAUCCUCAGUGGCUUUGGGCGACCCACUGGCGAAGCCCUCGCGAAACACAUGGACAUCCGUAAGAUAUCAUUCACGGGAUCCGUGAUCGCCGGGCGAGCGAUCAAAAAGGCCGCCGCGGAGUCGAACCUCAAGAACGUAACGCUCGAGCUCGGUGGGAAAUCCCCACUCAUUGUCUUCGACGACGCCGACCUGGCCAAAGCAAUCCCGGCGUCCGCGUUCUCCAUCCUCGCCAACUCAGGGCAGGCCUGCAUCGCCAGCUCACGCGUCUACGUGCACGAGAAGAUCGCGCCGGCAUUCAUCGAGGGCAUGAAAACUGCCAUGACGCAGAUGGGCAAGGCUGGCAAUCCACUCGUCGCCGGCACGCAGCGUGGGCCUCAAGCCGACAAGAUCCAGUUCGACCGCGUGAUGUCGUUCUUGCAGAAGGCCAAGGACGAGAAACUCUCCGUUGCCCUGGGAGGUGACCGUGUCGGUGCCGAGGGAGAAGGAUACUAUAUCGAACCGACCAUCCUGGCAAACGUGCCCGAGGACUCGAGCGUCAUGAAAGAAGAAAUCUUCGGACCCGUGGUGUGCAUCAACACCUUUACCGACGAGGACGAAGUGCUCCGCCGCGCCAACGACACCGAGUAUGGUCUGUAUGCAUCGGUCUUCACCAAGGAUAUCUCGCGUGCACUGCGUGUGGCUAAGGCGCUGGAAGCCGGGAGCGUUGGUGUCAAUUGCACAAGUCCGACCAUGGCGAUUGAUUUGCCUUUUGGUGGCUGGAAGCAGAGUGGCGACGGAAGGGAGCUGAGUAAGUAUGCCACGGAUUACUGGACAGAAUUGAAGAGUGUCUUCAUUGCUCUUUGA
Molecule: messenger RNA, 1458 nt
Organism: Exophiala bonariae
Lineage: Eukaryota; Fungi; Ascomycota; Eurotiomycetes; Chaetothyriales; Herpotrichiellaceae
Exons: 2
Coding region: 1-1458 (485 amino acids)
Molecular function (GO): aldehyde dehydrogenase (NAD+) activity
Source: RefSeq, a predicted model, not a curated record